Molecule: messenger RNA, 1158 nt
Organism: Aedes albopictus (Asian tiger mosquito)
Lineage: Eukaryota; Metazoa; Arthropoda; Insecta; Diptera; Culicidae
Product: NADH dehydrogenase (ubiquinone) complex I, assembly factor 6 homolog
Exons: 2
Coding region: 182-1105 (307 amino acids)
Biological process (GO): mitochondrial respiratory chain complex I assembly; biosynthetic process
Cellular component (GO): mitochondrion
Source: RefSeq, a predicted model, not a curated record
GAGUGCACGCAGACGGCACGCGCGCAACCGGACAGUCGCGAUGUCCAAACAAUAACAAAAACACUGUGCAAGUGCAGAUGCGCGCGGAUGUGCAGAAGAAAAUUAAACCGGUGAUAUAAUAAAAGAAAAAAAACUAGUCUUGUGCGUUAUAAGAGAAUCAGAGUUAGUUAACUAUUUUAAAAUGUACAGUGCACUCCAUCAACGAAUCGCGCGUGGAAUACCUUUGAUACGACAUGCUUCGAACGCGGCUAAAGAUUCCACCCUAGCUCAGAACUACUGCAUGAAUUUGGUCAGGCAAUACGACAAGGAGAACUUCCUCUGCACAUUACUGCUCAAAAAUCCGGAACGACGAAGCGCUUUGGCCAUCCGGGCGUUCAACGUGGAGAUCGCGCGGAUUACCGGCACCGUGUCGGACGACAAAAUCGGUCAAAUGAGGCUGAAAUUCUGGGAGGACACCAUUGAUAAGUUGUUCAAAAAUGAUUUAAAGCACGUUCCGGAGCAACCGGUUAUCCAGGAGCUGAAGGAAGUCAUCGAUAGCCAGAAGCUGACCAAGCGGUACUUUCAGCGAUUGAUUUCCGCUCGGUUGAACGCCAAUCUGCGGUUCGUGACCACCAAGCAGAUGGAAGAGUAUGUGGAGAACUCGGUUUGCAGCGUGCUGUACUUGCUGCUGGAAGCGCAUGGAGUGCGGAACGUUCAUGCCGAUCACGCGGCAUCCCACUUGGGGAAAGCUCAGGGCAUUGUCAACUUGUUGCGAUCGAUUCCCUAUCAGGAGCGGCGGAACGUGGUACCAGUGCCGCAGGAAGUGCUCAUGCAGCACGGAGUUAGCCAGGAGCGGGUGCUGCGGAAUCGCAAAGAAGACAAAGGCGUAGAGGAGGUGAUCUUUCAGCUAGCCGGUUUGGCACAUCAGCAUCUGGAGAAGGCACGGAAAUUGGCUGGAUCCGUGCCGAAGCAAGCAAAGCCCGUUCUGCUGCCUGGAGUGGCAACCGGUCGGUAUCUGGAGCGACUGAGGAGGGCGAAUUUCCACCUGACUGAUUCGCGGUUGCUGCAAAAGGACGCAAUGCUUCCGCUAGUUAUCUACUGGAAUCACUUCCGAGGAAAGUUCUAAUGAGGUAUGUUUAGAAUAAUUAAUUUGUUAGAAGUUGAUAACUGUGGCGUUCG